Darwinula stevensoni is the source of this 3245-nucleotide messenger RNA. Lineage: Eukaryota; Metazoa; Arthropoda; Ostracoda; Podocopida; Darwinulidae. The record is from the annotation of a GenBank genome assembly.
CUCAUUGAGUUUAUCAUCGCUACGGUGUUCUUGGAGUUGCAUCCAAUGUGGCGGAUAUCUCGUUUAAAAGCAUCUCCAGCUUCGGGACGAGGAGAAUGAGAAUGAAACCGAGAUGGAUAUGACGGAACACGGCCGACAUCAAGAGAUCCUCCGCAUCAGUCGAAAGAAACUCGAGUCCUUCUUCGAUCCCGAUGGGGACCUGUCCAGGGCCGAGGAAUUCUUUCAACGGGUGAGCGUAAAUCGCCUUGAUAUGAGCGAGCAGAAAUGCAUUUACUUAACAACUAUCGACAGAACUGAGCACACGAGAGAUAAAUUUGCUCUGCAGGUGAUGGAGAAGACGGGAACUUUCGUCCGGUGGCCUUCUCGCAUCAAAAUUGGCGCUCGGUCCAAGAGAGAUCCUCAGAUCAAGAUCAUGGGGGAGCAGGAUGCAGUCCUCAAUGCUCGAGAGAAGAUCCUCGACGUCUUCGAAUGCCGGAUGAAUCGAAUCAGUUUGAAGAUGGAGGUCUCCUACACGGAUCAUUCGCACAUCAUCGGUCGAAAGGGAGAGAGCAUCAAGAGCGUGAUGGAUAGCACGGGCUGUCAUAUCCAUUUCCCUGACUCCAAUCGCUUCUCGACGACCGAGAAGUGCAACCAGGUCUCCAUCGCCGGGGAACCCCAGGCCGCCGAACUCGCCCGGGCACGCGUCCGAAGGUUGACUCCGGUGAUCUUCAGCUUCGACUUCAUCUGCAUCUGUGACUCGGACAUCUCCCAGUACCCGAUCAUGAAUGAGAUUCAGCGGAGUUACAACGUGCAAGUGUUUCUUCGCACCCGCGGCCGGAACAUGAUCACUGUCCAGGUCAAGGGGAAUCAGUGGGAAUUACCCGCCGUCCGGGAUGCUGCCCUCACCCUCAUGCUUCACCUCUGCCAGGGCCAGGUCCCGGUUCACAUGACAUUGGAGAUCUCGCCACAGCAUCACGCUCUGGUCCUGGGACCGAAUCUGGCUAACGUCCGUAUGAUCAUGCAACGGACGAACACGCAGAUCAUCUGGCCGGAUCUUCAGGAUCCCAAUCUUCCUUCCUUGAAGCGUUCCACAUUCACCAUUUCUGGGGCCAUCACAAACGUCUACAUGGCCAGGGAACUCCUAAUAGGUUCCAUCCCAUUGAUAUUGAUGUGUGACAUGCCGGCGAACGUGAGUCUGAACGUGAUCACGGUGCAAGAAGUGAUGGCGAAGCUGGACGUGAUGGUGUACGAGAGACCCAAGACCCGAUUGCCCGGUCAUCGGACGUUGGUCAUCAAAGCCCUAGAGAGGAAUGCUGGCAGCGUAUACGAAGCCCGGCGUCUCCUCUUGAAUCUACAAGAUGGGAUAGUGCAAGCGGAGAUCCCUCAGACCUACAUUAUGCCCGGUGCCCCGCCACUCCUCGGCCUCGAGAAGCCGCGUGGUGCGAUGAGUGGGUGCUCGCCAUUUCUACGUGCGGUGGCGCCGGUGGUGCACCCAUUGCUCUUCACCCGGGAGGUGACCACACCGUACAUGAACCCACCGACUCGUUGUAUUAUUGGAGCAACUGGCUGUUGGGGAGGAGGUGGAGGAGGAGGUGGUAGUAGUGGUAGUGGCAGUGAGCAGGGAGGAUUCAGCCUGGGAUCCUCCAUCCCCUCUUCUACUCCUCCCUCCUCUUCCUCUUCCUCCAUCUCCCUCUCUCAGCCUCACUCUCAUUCUCAAUCCCUGGAAUCCAUCCAUGAGUCUAACGAGAUGCUGGAUCUUAAGGCUCCUGGCUGCGAACGAUCUGCCUUAGUCAGGGGUGCCAGUGCCUCUAGUCCAGGCGACUACGAACGCAAGCAACUCUUGGCCAAUCGAGCGAUGCAAGAGCCAGUGCAGCGGGACGUGCCCCGGAUCCCGACAUCUACGUGGAGCGGGUUAGGAUUCUCUCGAAGUGCCAACAUCCCGUCUGCCUCUGUCUCAUCCACAUCUCCUCCUCGUUCUCAACCUCAACCGGACCCCGCCUGGCCAGGCGACAGCGGCGGUGGAGGGGGGGAUGCCGUGUUUCGGGAUCCCCCAGGGGUGGAUGAGGAUAGACUCGGGUUGAGGAGGAAGUUGGAUUUCCUCAUCACUCCAUCCCGGUUGAGUGCAUCUAAUCACAUGGAUGCCGUGAACGUCCACUUGAGCCCCAUCUCGCAACAUGACUCCCUACCCGAACUCUUAGCCAAACUCGGCCUGGGCAAAUUCGCCGACUUGUUAGAAAAGCAGGACGUGGACGUGGGUACAUUCCGGACGAUGACGGAAGAAGACUUACAGAAACUCGGAGUUCGCACUUUCGGUGCACGACGCAAGAUGCUUCUCGCCAUACAGGGAAUUCAGAUUUAUGCACCAGGAAAUUUGGAAGCCUCUAGAGCUGAACAAGGGUUCUCCUCUUCGAGGGCAUUCCUUCGAACGUCAUUCCUCGUCCACUUCCUCUAUCGGAUCCGGGAUCUGGUGAGAGACUGGAUCAUACUUGCAUCUCAUCUCUCAGCCACUCGAAUUUUCUAUCGCCUGUACAAGUGUCUCGCUGAUUAUCAGAUUGAUAUUCCCUCGGCAUAGUGUUACUCCAGAGUGUUAGAUUUGCAUUGUUUCUUCUCUCUGUCUCUUGCCGCUUUCUCUGAAAUCUCCUUUCCUAGUUACCUGAAUCCAACUCGAAACCAGAUGAUGAUGAUGAUUUUCUCCCCUUCAAGAGUAUUUUUUUUAUACUAUAAACCGGCCUCUUUAUGAACUCUGAGAGAUAAAGAAGCCUAUAGUGAUACGUUUAGGAAGGAAGUAAGGAAUCGAAAGCAACUUCAACUUCCCCAACUUCCCCCCCAAGUCUUUCAUUUCAUUGCAGUGAAAAUUCUCAUUCUGACGUUGGCAUGAUUGUUUUUGUCGCUUUCCCACCCCCAGAUAUUUCCUCCAUUUUUUUUUCUCUCACACACGUGAAUCGAUGUGACUUUAGGGAUACGCGUCUCACUCUUCAUAUGAUCAACCGAGAUUUGCAUGCUGGAACGAGAUUUUAUCCCGGAUUAUAUAUGAAUAGAUGGAUAUUAGAUAGCUCUCUUCCCAUUUCUCGAUCAGACUCUUAAUCCGAAAAUGAAAUCGGUAUGAUUGGGAGGAAGACUGCUUAGAUUUCCUCCUCCCUCACUUUUUUUUCGUCUCCGUUUUCCGUUUAUCUCCUUCUUCUUUGGGUUCUUGUUCUUUGAGAAUUUGAUUCCUAGAUGGAUUGUGAUGAUUCGGGAAAUUUUGGUUUUUCUAUCGUUUCCCCCCC